CCUCAGUCCCCUUCCUGGGAGCCUUUCAGCGGCUGGAAAAACAGCAAAAGCUGCAAAAAAGAAAGUCUCGUUUUUCCCACCAGUGCUAGUGGGUUAAUGAUUGAUUUGCGCAGAUCACUGUGAAUUGCUGAGACAGACGCCUGGAGAAGGUAAUUGUGUCAAACUCCUGUGAAGUAAUGUUUGCUGAGGAGCUUUGGUGCUAACGUGUCUUGAUUGGGGGGACAUCUUUGAAAAGCAAAUGUAAUCUGCGUCCCAAGCAGUAUAUAACCAGCCAGCCCAAAAAGUGAGGCGUCGCAUUCCCUCCCAAAGCCCCAGCAAUCUCCCCGCAGCCUGAGCUACGGCCAUGGGGACAGGAAUGGAUUUUGUACACAGCUCUGGAGUCCAAAUGACUCGCUACCUGCAGGAGCAUUACCAGGGCUCCCAGGACUGGUUCCUCUUCAUCUCCUUCGCUGCUGACCUCAGAAACACCUUCUUCAUCCUCUUCCCCAUCUGGUUCCACCUCUGCGAGGCCGUGGGCGUCAAGCUGAUCUGGGUGGCUGUGAUCGGGGACUGGCUCAACCUGGUCUUUAAGUGGAUUCUCUUUGGGCAGCGACCCUACUGGUGGGUCCGUGAGACGGGCUACUACGGCAACGCCUCCACCCCUGUGAUCCAGCAAUUCCCUGUCACCUGUGAGACCGGCCCAGGCAGCCCCUCUGGCCAUGCCAUGGGCUCAGCUGGAGUGUACUACGUGAUGGUGACGGCUCUGCUUAGCACCCUGCGUCGGCGCCGGAGAUCCCCCUUCCAGCAGCUGUGCCUGCGGGGGGCGCUGUGGAUGGCAUUCUGGGGGGUUCAGGUGUCUGUCAGUCUGUCCAGGAUCUUCCUAGCAGCUCACUUCCCGCACCAAGUCAUCACGGGCGUCGUUGCAGGCAUGGGAGUGGCUGAAGCUUUCCGGCACAUCCCCUCCAUCUACAACGCCAGUCUCCGGCGGUACCUGGGCACCACGCUCAUCCUGUUCAGCUUCGCCCUGGGGUUCUACCUGCUGCUGAAGGCUCUCGGCGUUGACCUGCUGUGGACCCUGGAGAAAGCCAAGAGGUGGUGUGACCGGCCGGAGUGGGUCCACAUUGACACCACCCCCUUCGCCGGCCUCCUCAGGAACCUGGGCAUCCUGUUUGGGCUGGGGCUGGCCCUCAACUCCCAGAUGUACCUGGAGAGCUGCAAAGGGAAGAUAGGCCAGCAGCUGCCCUUCCGCCUGAGCUGUAUCACGGCCUCGCUCCUCGUCCUGCACCUCUUCGACUCCUUCAAGCCUCCCACUAAGGUGGAGUUGCUGUUUUACGUCCUGUCCUUCUGCAAGAGCGCGGCCGUGCCCGUGGCUGCUGCCGGCCUCAUCCCCUACUGCAUCGCCCGGCUCAUCAGGAGGCAGGAGGAAAAGCUUUUAUGAGAGCGAGCAGAGCUGCAUGGGACUGGCUGCCUCUAGUUCCCAGCCCUGACCGCCAGGCCUGUGACUGCUCUGUGGUGCUGUGUCACAGAGCCAAUGCAACCUGAAUGUGGCACAGGCUGGCUCUUCUGUGCCAGUUGCACAAACUACAUGGCCUUGAAAGACACAGAGAAAUGUCUGAGAGUCGCGGUUGGUGAGGCGAGAGUCCUGUGAACCUGGCGCGGAGGGGGUUUUGGAGGUGAGGGUUUGCUUUACACUGGGCGUUUGAGAAAAGAAGCGUGGUUUGGUUUUUACCCUUGGCCCCGCUCAUGCAGUAGAAGGUGAUCCUGACCCCGGCAUGGUCCUUGCACCCCCAUGCACACAGCUGUGCACACAUGCCUCUCUGCCAUACGCUAAGCAGAAAGAAAAGGGAAUUGUAGGAACUGUACAACCUGGGGCUCUCACUGAGGUGCUGAGACAUGUGACACAGACCUAUGCAAAGCCUUAACUCCGUGUGCAGUGAGUGAAGGGCGAUUGGCUUUCGCAGUCACCAUGGUGUCCCAGUAUUGUGGCUUUGUUCUCAAGGCUUUUACACCAGCAUAAACCUGGAGUAGCACCAUGAUGAAGCUGACCCUUACAACCUGUGCAAAUAACGUGUGUGUCACCUUUCUGAAACUAGUACCCCCUCUCUGUAUCCCAGCAUGCACUGGGCUUGUGCUGUAACCCUGGAGUGAGAUAUUUACAUUUGGAUUUUGCCUGAGAUACAAGCUGUAACUUGCUUCCUAGGAGCGCUCAGCGGGUGUUGGCAGUUGUUUCAUGCAGCCCUUGAUACCAGGUUUCAUGAGUGUCUCCCUGCCCUCACCAGCAGACACACGAGAUUCCAGACCUGCUGGGAAAUAACCAACCCUGAGGGUCAUAUCACAAAACUCCUGCCCACUUGGGCACAGGUCUGCCCUGAUCACUUGUGGGAUGAAAGUUCCUGCCAGAGCAGGGAACUUACCAAUGUAUGGUUUCUUUUCAAUCUGUUACUGGCUUGAGGUUUCUUUGCCUGAGUUACUCAGACCUAAGAGUUUGAAAAGAGACACUAAGUGGUAAGAUCCCUGCACAAGUGGAACAGUGAGAUGUGAAUGGGAGGGGAGGGAACAUGUUUAUUUUCUCUGUUAUCUCCUGUUACUUCUCCAGCAAAGUGUCACGAGUUGAUGGCAUGCACAGCCCUGACCCCCACUCUGAUCCUGCUGCGUCACAAACUGCCCCUCACCGCCACCUAUUGAGCUGUUUUCCUGUUUGCUGGUAACCACUGCAGGGACCGGUGUGGAAAUCCUGAGUGUGCCAUGGGCCGUUGCUGUCUUGCUUGUUUACAUCGGCUCCUUCUUUCCCUGUGGAUGGGUUGGGGGUUCUCUUCCCGGGUUGUUAGUUUCUGUAUUUCCCACAUGGUUUUGGGGAUUAAAUAUAUCUCAAGAA
Molecule: messenger RNA, 2854 nt
Organism: Chrysemys picta bellii (western painted turtle)
Lineage: Eukaryota; Metazoa; Chordata; Testudines; Emydidae
Product: glucose-6-phosphatase catalytic subunit 1-like
Biological process (GO): glucose 6-phosphate metabolic process; gluconeogenesis
Cellular component (GO): membrane
Molecular function (GO): glucose-6-phosphatase activity
Source: RefSeq, a predicted model, not a curated record